AGAGGUGAUUGAAAUUUGUCGCUAAGCCCGCCUGUGAUUUUAGUGUCUGAACGGAGAGGUUAGGCAGCUCGGGAACUGAAAGCUCUGAAGGCGGCUAAACGAUGCAGUGGUUUGCUGCAGGGCUCCUGAAGCUCAUAAAUAAGGCAGGGAAAUAAUGAGUAUGAUCGCGGAGAUGCUGAGAUUCAAAAGUGAUGCCCGAGGAUACUGCAAGUGCUGCAUUCUUUCCACAAGUGCGACUGUACUGGGUUUUACAUUGGUCUUGCAUUCAGAAAUCCUUCUCCUGCUGUUUUGUUCCAGUGGCAUCGAGUGCUCCUCCGCGCACACCGAAGUUUGGAGCGGCCCGAAUUAACAAAAUGAGCCUCCAUGCAGCCACCGGAUAUGAACGCUCGCGAGAUCGGCGCAGGUCAAGCGAUCGCUCUCGUGACUCAUCGCACGAAAGGACAGAAGGGCAGCUCACCCCCUGCAUCAGGAAUGUUACUUCGCCAACUCGACAACAUCAUGGUGCUGAUGCAUCCGAAAGAAACCCACACGGUCGCAGGGAGAACAUGCAAACUGCACAUAGACAGCAUUCGAGGUCCGGAUUGAAAACGGGUCUCCGGUGCUGCAACACAGCGUCUCUACCAACGAUCCCACUGUGCUACCCUGAUGGGUGGAUAGACCGAGAAAAGGAUCACAUCUCAACUUCACGGCCCAGCAGCCCGCGUCUUCAAAAGAUUUCCCCAAAUGGCGCCAGCAGCAUUGGCAACCUCAGCCGGAAUUGUAGCCAAUCCACUGCUGAUGGAACGUGCAAGUCAGGUGGGGAGAUGGUUUUUGUCUACGAGAACCCGAAGGACGGAACUCGAAGCGUCCGCACGUCAGAACGAGUGACACUCAUUGUGGACAACACCAGAUUUGUAGUGGAUCCUUCCAUUUUCACUGCACAACCCAACACAAUGCUGGGCAGGAUGUUUGGAUCGGGAAGAGAGCACAAUUUCACACGUCCAAAUGAAAAGGGAGAGUACGAGGUGGCUGAAGGAAUCAGCUCCACGGUGUUUCGAGCUAUUUUGGAUUAUUACAAGACUGGUAUAAUCAGAUGUCCAGAUGGGAUCUCAAUUCCUGAAUUGAGGGAAGCCUGUGACUACCUCUGCAUCUCCUUUGACUACAGUACCAUCAAAUGCAGAGAUCUCAGUGCCCUCAUGCAUGAGCUCUCCAAUGACGGUGCACGCAAGCAGUUUGAAUCUUACCUGGAAGAAAUGAUUCUUCCGCUGAUGGUAGCCAGUGCUCAGAGCGGCGACCGGGAAUGUCACAUUGUCGUGUUGACGGAUGACGAUGUGGUCGACUGGGACGAGGAGUAUCCACCGCAGAUGGGAGAAGAAUAUUCACAAAUUAUUUACAGUACCAAGUUAUAUCGAUUCUUCAAAUAUAUUGAGAACAGAGAUGUGGCCAAGACUGUCCUGAAGGAGAGAGGAUUGAAGAAGAUCAGACUGGGAAUUGAAGGUUACCCCACGUACAAGGAAAAGGUGAAGAAAAGGCCAGGGGGACGUCCCGAGGUCAUCUACAACUAUGUGCAGCGGCCAUUCAUCAGGAUGUCCUGGGAGAAGGAGGAAGGGAAGAGCCGCCACGUGGACUUCCAGUGUGUGAAGAGCAAAUCCAUCACCAACCUGGUGGCGGCUGCGGCCGACUUCCCACAGGACCAGCUGGUGGUCAUGCACACCACGCCACAGGUGGACGAGCUCGACAUCCUCCCCAACAGCAACGAGCCCGACCUGGAACCCCCACCCCCGGCCGUCUGACGGCUCGCGUGAGUGGAGAGAGAGGGGGGAGGGCCGUGGGAAACCCUCGCGCAUGCUGCUGGUGAUUGACGUUGUCAUGAUGCAUUUAUCUGUGCAAGAGAAAAUAGUGUCAGCGUUGUACACUAAUCUGAACCAACCAUAGCUCCUCGUAUUAAGUCGCCACUUGUGUUUCACAAGCAACAAGGCCAACAGCCGAUUGCUUUUGGUUCUGGGAGGAAGAGUGAGAGAGGAAUGUCUUUCAUUCUUCCACAUUCUUAUUUUUUAAUGCACAAUGUUACUUAAAGGCGAUUGCAGCCUGGGUGAUAUGUACCGGGAAUGGCUUUGAUCUGCAAUUUUUUUGUUUCAAAAAGCCACCUGUACCGUGAAAUGCAUUAAGUUUGUGCAGAUUCAGCAUGGUUGACACAGCACAGGGUGAAACACGGGACAAGGGAGGUCUCCAAGUUCUGUGCACCAAAUUUGCCCAGGAGGUUUGAAUCGUUUGUACAUCCGGAUAAUUUAUCAGGAGUGGUGGGGCAUGGGGUAAAUAAUCUAUGGAUGUGCGGAGGAGGCAAGUGCUGUCCCGUGAAAUCGUUACGUUUAUUUUAAUUUUCUGAACUAUAUGUAAAUGUUGCAGGAGUGUUCUAAGUAUUUCUAACAGCUGAGGAAUGAUUAUAUAAAUAAACAUCACAAGCA
Messenger RNA from Leucoraja erinaceus (little skate), 2444 nucleotides. RefSeq names its product BTB (POZ) domain containing 10b (gene btbd10b). Gene Ontology annotation, cellular component: cytoplasm. Gene Ontology annotation, molecular function: protein binding. The coding region runs from base 192 to 1772 and encodes 526 amino acids. Lineage: Eukaryota; Metazoa; Chordata; Chondrichthyes; Rajiformes; Rajidae. The transcript is spliced from 9 exons. Gene Ontology annotation, biological process: positive regulation of phosphorylation. The record is from RefSeq and is a predicted model, not a curated record.